CGGAGGUCAAUCCACCUCGCGCAUAGCCAUCCGACCUAUACAAUUAGCUUAUGGCCUCGUUGGGAUAUAAUUCCCGGAGGUCUCACCUUCAAUGGCAUUAAUAUCCAAUUUAGUCCUCAGGCUGCGCCGCGAUCCACGCCUGUUGUAUAAAUUCCCCCCAUACCUAUCCGCCAUUCUCGUCGUUGUCGGUGUUGUCUGGCUCCUUCUCCUCCCGCUUAACGAGUACUCCCGCCAAACAUACAUCUCCGAAAACGCGCUUUUACCAGGCCAGGUACACACGUACUUCGCGGGGAGUGAACAGAAUGUCUUUCGCGGAUAUAGACGGGAAAUUGAUCUUGUGAGGGAUGCGGAAUAUGAAGUAAUAUCUGAAAAAAUCCAGUCGAUAUUCAGAGAAUCCGGCUUGAAAGUUGCAACCCAGGAUUACGAGUAUAGGUCAGCCGGAAACAGACAUUCUGGACAGAAUGUUUACGGUGUCAUUCAUGCUCCACGGGGAGACGGGACAGAAGCUAUUGUUUUGGUAGCCUCUUGGAAAACCAUCGACGGCGAACCAAACCUCAAUGGUGUGACUUUGGCCUUGACUCUGGCUAGAUAUUUCAAGCGAUGGUCCCUAUGGUCCAAAGAUAUCAUAUUCCUAAUUACGCCGGACAGCAAAUCCGGUACACAGGCAUGGGUCGACGCCUAUCAUGAUAUGCACCCGCCAUCCGUUCAACCCCUUCCGCUAAAAAGCGGUGCGUUACAGGGCGCUUUAGUAUUCGAAUACCCUUUCGAUCACAGGUUCGAAUCUAUCCAUAUCGUAUACGAUGGUGUCAAUGGACAACUGCCAAACCUAGAUUUAUUCAAUAUUGCCGUUUCAGUAUCCAGUGGACAGAUGGGCAUCCCGGCGACCUUGCAGAAAAUGUUUCGUCACAACGAUAGCUAUGAAAUGCGUCUGCGAACAAUGCUUCGAGGGAUGGUUAACCAGGGACUGGGUAACGCCGCUGGCGCCCAUAGCAGCUUUAUACCUUACCACAUUGAUGCGAUUACGAUCCAGACUAUCGGCAACGGAUGGCAGGACGAAAUGGCGCUUGGCAGGACCGUGGAAAGCCUUGUUCGCAGUUUGAAUAAUCUCCUAGAACACUUCCAUCAGAGCUUCUUUUUCUAUAUUCUAAUGCAGACGAACCGAUUCGUUAGCAUUGGGACGUAUCUUCCCAGCGCAAUGCUGAUUGCAGGGAGCUUCACCAUCAUGGCUAUUGCUCUAUGGAUGAAAAGUGGAGUCCGUGCUUCCACAGACACAAGCGCAUUCGCAAUCGCGGAGCAGUAUGGUUCCGAGAAAGAAGAAUCAAAUGAAGGGGUAAAUACCAUCGCCCCUGAGCAGGAAAGCAAUGGCAUUCUGGAACGACAUAUGGCAUUGCCGCUGGCGCUGGUAUUUGGACUGCACCUCCUAGGUGUUGUCCCGCUCUAUGCGUUUAACAAUAUGACCCAUCAGUACUUCGAACAAGCAGUCUACCUACUUGCCUUCAUAAACACCAUACUGCCAAUAAUUCUCGCCGCAAUCCUAGCCCGCUGCUCCCGCCCAUCACUACAGCAAUACAUGCUCAUAAAAUCCUUCUCCCUCCUCCUCCUCGGCCUUUUCCUCUCCGCUCUCGCAACCCUAAACUUCUCCUUAUCCCUAAUGAUCGGCCUCCUAUGCACACCCCUGUCCUACAUCGCGCAUAUCCCAAAACAACCUACCCAAAACAUCGCAACCGCAGCUUCUCAAUCAGCAUCUACGGACAAGGCCAGGAAAAGGGAAACACAGCCAGCGUCAGGGCCAACGUCAGUGACGACUAUCCUCCUAGCAGCGUCAGGCCUCAUCUUCAUGAAUCUACUUUCCCCAACCGCGGUCCUGUUGGCUGUGUGCUACUAUUGGCAGAUUCCGGUAACGACGUUGCUGACUGAGGCUGCUUUCGGGUGGGACGUAUGGGGAGUUUGGACUCAGGUGGUCGUCUGGUGUAUAUGGUGGCCUGCUUGGCAGUGUGGGUGCUUAUUACUUGCUUCGUCGCUUUUCUGAAGUAGAAUGGCAUAGUGGCUGUGUUCUGUUUAUAUUUGAUAUGAAACUGAAAGUGGUAGUAGGCCCUUGAGUAUUUUAUUUUUGAUAUUUUAUUUGUACAACAUGCUAUCGAUAUACUCUAUAGUAGGAGGUAUGUCAGUUCUAGUGGAAGUAACGGCAAGACCCAUUGUUCUAAAUUUCGCAAUUUUCCUGUCCGUCGCCGUGCCUAAUUCCGGGGCAGAUACAUAUAUACGUCCCUUUUGUUACGCGCAUACGCAUCUAUCCUCUUCGGGGUUCUCGCAAGAAUUGAUACCAUCUAUCACUAGUCAUAACGCAGAAGCUCUCACAAUAAGGAUUUAUCAGACAGA
Messenger RNA from Blastomyces dermatitidis ER-3, 2376 nucleotides. RefSeq names its product glycosylphosphatidylinositol transamidase. Gene Ontology annotation, cellular component: membrane; GPI-anchor transamidase complex. Lineage: Eukaryota; Fungi; Ascomycota; Eurotiomycetes; Onygenales; Ajellomycetaceae. The record is from RefSeq and is a predicted model, not a curated record. Bases 92 to 2029 code for a protein of 645 amino acids. Gene Ontology annotation, biological process: attachment of GPI anchor to protein. The transcript is spliced from 5 exons.